Molecule: messenger RNA, 1313 nt
Organism: Thunnus maccoyii (southern bluefin tuna)
Lineage: Eukaryota; Metazoa; Chordata; Actinopteri; Scombriformes; Scombridae
Gene: nkx2.5
Product: NK2 homeobox 5
Exons: 2
Coding region: 1-972 (323 amino acids)
Biological process (GO): regulation of transcription by RNA polymerase II; cell differentiation
Cellular component (GO): nucleus
Molecular function (GO): DNA-binding transcription factor activity, RNA polymerase II-specific; RNA polymerase II cis-regulatory region sequence-specific DNA binding
Source: RefSeq, a predicted model, not a curated record
AUGUUUCCCAGCCCCAGCACGUCCACUCCCUUCUCUGUAAAGGAUAUAUUAAACUUGGAGCAGAGUCAUGACGUUAUGGUGUCUUCUCUGGAUGUUUCUUCUCGUAUGGACUGCUGCACCGUGCCGACCUCCUCCUCCACCUCCUCCUCCUCCUCCUGCAUGCUGGCCCGCCUGAAACAGGAGCCUCUGCGGGACAUGUCGUCCGCCACCUCGCUGUUUGGAGAAGACCUCCAAGAGCCCAAAACCGGCAGAGGCAAUGCACUCAACUUUGCUACUACCUUUUAUGGGAAAUCACUCAUAGAGAUGGAUAUAGUUAAGGAAGGGAAAGGGGACUCGUUUGAGGGGAAACGCAGAAAAGAGGAGUUCAGUCCUCCGGCCGAUCCCGUGGAUCACAUGAAGCCCGAGGAUCCGGACCGCCCGAAGCCUCGGAGACGCAGGAAGCCGCGGGUCCUCUUCUCCCAGGCGCAGGUGUACGAGCUGGAGCGGCGCUUCAAGCAGCAGAGGUACCUGUCCGCCCCGGAGAGAGACCACCUGGCCGGGGUACUCAAACUCACCCCGACCCAGGUGAAGAUCUGGUUCCAGAACAGGAGGUACAAGUGCAAGCGGCAGAGGCAGGACCAGAGUCUGGAGAUGGUGUCUCUGCCGCCGCCCAGGAGGGUGUCAGUGCCGGUGCUGGUGCGGGAUGGCAAGCCUUGCCUCGCGGCAGACACAGCCACCUACAACCCGUCCUACAGCAUGGGUCACAUCAACCAUUUCACUUAUAACAACUACCCGGCUUUCAGUAACUACACCAGCCCCGGAUGCAACACAAACUAUGCGUGUAAUUACCCAGCAGCCACGAUGCAAACUAUGCAAGGAUCCUCCAACAACGGGAAUUACAUGAACUUCGGUGUAGGGGAGCUGAAUAAUGUCCAGAACACAUUUUCCUCCAGUAAUGGUGUGUCUUCAUUACAUGGCAUUAGGACAUGGUGAAAGGGAGGGUGGUCCAGAUAUGAAAUAGGCAAUAACUCUUCCAGAUAACGGGCUUAAUGGCUGACUGCAUGCAUAAGUACAAAUGUCAAGAUUUUGCGGAGUUUUGUGUAACUUCUCUUAUAUUUAAUAAUUUACUUUUGAUAGUUGUUCGUUUUUGUUCAGCACCAGUUUUUGUCUGAAUACAUUUAUUUUCGUGGCAUUAAAGCACAGACGUGUUUGACAGAAUAGGAAAACAAGACACGACAGAAUAAAACAAAGAAUCAAGCCCAAUUCUUUAAAUGCUGAAUUUGCCCAAUUUUUUGUCAUUGUUUAAUAUUUUAUCAUAUGAAAAUCAGGAUGUA